Macrosiphum euphorbiae (potato aphid) is the source of this 1536-nucleotide messenger RNA. NCBI's taxonomy places the organism in Eukaryota, Metazoa, Arthropoda, Insecta, Hemiptera, Aphididae. The record is from the annotation of a GenBank genome assembly.
AUGAUAUCUUUGUAUUUAAGAUUGGAACUGGAUAAAUUAAGAUCAUUAAUACGAUAUAUUAUGCAAUUUAUAACAUUACGGCAAUUUUCUCCAAAUGACAAAUCUCUACCACCUUUAGGAAAGACACUUUGGUGGAUACCAUCAGCAACCAAAAAUUUAGCGUUAAUAAAUGCAGCCAACAAAUUAGGAACCGAACUAUUACAUUUUACUGAAUUAUAUAACUCUGCUUUGGAUCAUAUUGAUCUGAUGCGUGAUUAUUACAAUUGGCAAAGUUUAGGGCCUUACGAAUGUUUUUCUUAUUGCCAAUAUCCAUUCAUUCUGAGCAUUGUUGCAAAGAGGAUUAUACUUACUAAAGAUUCAGAACAGCAAAUGAUUCUAAAUGCUAGAAAAUCAUUAGUAUCUAAGGUUGCAAGAAGGCAGACACCUAAUAUCGAUAUAUUCUUUUUAAAUAUAAACGUCAGAAGAUCACAUUUGGUACAGGAUUCGUUAAAUGAGAUUGCUUUCAAACAGAAGGAUUUAAAGAAAAAGUUAAAAGUGACAUUCGCCGGGGAACCAGGACUAGACAUGGGUGGUCUGACAAAGGAAUGGUUUUUACUUCUGAUUCGCGAAAUAUUUCACGCCGAAUACGGAAUGUUCGUGUAUUACUCGCACUCGCGGUGCUACUGGUUCAGCACCGGGCAGACGGACCACACGAACCUCCGCGAAUACAAUCUCAUUGGUGUACUGAUGGGCUUGGCAGUGUAUAAUUCCAUAAUACUGGACCUGAGUUUUCCAGGAAUUUGCUACAGGAAACUUUUAUCGCCACCAGUCGUGCCUACCGUCAACGACGACAGCGUGGGCAUCGUCGAAAAUCCCACGUUAGACGACUUGAACGAGAUCAUGCCAGAUGUAGCCAGUGGCUUAAAACAUCUACUUGAAUACGAGGGAAAUGUUGAAGAAGAUAUGGGACUUACAUUUCAGGUAUCAUUAGAGGAACACAGAACACCCAAAACGCACAAACUAAAACCAAACGGAGAAAAUAUACCAGUUACGAAUGAAAGUCGUGAAGAGUAUGUAAACUUGUACUUGAAUUGGGUACUGAAUUUAUCCAUUUACGAACAGUUCCGUGCAUUUUACUUCGGAUUUCACAGCGUAUGCGCCUCCAACGCUUUAAUUAUGCUGAGACCAGAAGAAGUCGAAUUGUUGGUCUGCGGCACGGACACGUUAGAUUUGCAUGAACUCCGCAAAGCCACAGAAUACGAUGGCUAUCGACCGGACGACAACAUUAUUAGCGUCUUUUGGAAUGUUGUCGAUUCGUUAUCGGACGAUCAAAAGCGUAAAUUCUUACUGUUCGUCACUGGAAGCGACCGCGUGCCAGUCGGCGGCAUGGGAGACAUGAAUUUCAAAAUAACUAGGGGUCCCAACAGAUCUGAUUACUUGCCCGAGGCGCAUACAUGUUUUAAUCAGUUAGUGUUACCCCAAUAUCCGGAUCACGAUCAACUUAAGGAGAAACUGAUGACGGCCAUACUAAAUGCUGAAGGAUUUGGAAUGGAAUAA